UUCCUACGGCGAACCACAGCGAUGUGAACACAUGAGGCUCGAACCUCUCACCUGCUGCGCGGUCUUCACAUUGGAGGGAAAAGCGGAGAGGGACCAGUGCGAGGGAGCGCUCCAAGCUCGCGGCGGACGACCGCUAGCUGACAUACCGCGCUCCACGGGACGACCGCUGUCUUCAGAGAGCCGGCGACCGUGGCCUGGAGUCGCUGAAAGAACGGCCCCCGUGUUCCAGAAUACACUGAUCUAAACAUCAAAAGGCCUGAACAUCGUCACCCUUCCCUUGCCCCCCCCCCCUUCCUCCAUCAUGGCUGCCAAACCUCACCCCCCUCUCAUGAAGAAGCACAGUCAGACCGACUUGGUUAGUCGAUUGAAGACCCGUAAGAUACUGGGUGUUGGGGGCGAAGAUGAUGACGGCGAGGUGCAUCGGUCGAAGAUCAGCCAGAUGCUGGGCAAUGAAAUUAAGUUUGCUGUAAGGGAGCCUGUCGGCCUCAGGGUGUGGAUCCUCAUUUCGGCAGUCACGUUCACUGUCAUGGCGCUGAUGGCUCUCGCCUUCCCCAACCAGCUGUCCGAGAUUGUACUGGAAGAGCAGCUGCCCACCACGAGCAUCUCCAUCCGCCUCUACGGAGGAGCUGUCCUCAGUAUCUCUCUAAUCAUGUGGAACGGGCUGUACACCGCAGAGAAGGUCAUCAUCCAGUGGACCCUACUGAUGGAGGCCUGCUACUUCGCAGUGCAGUUCUUAGUGAUGACCGUGACUCUCGUGGAGAUCGGCUCGGCAUCCAAUGCCGCCAUUCUCCUCCUCCUCAGUCGAGUGCUCUUCCUCGUCGUCACGCUCGCAUACUACUACCACCUGGGACGCCGAUCCAAGAAGAUCUGAGGCACACGAGAAACUCCGAUGGAAGUUGGGGGGUGGGGGGAGCGGGUUUGGGUCUGGGGUGCAGUUUGGUUGUGGGGUUCGGUGGUCUGGGGCCUGGGUACUGCGUCAUCUGAGGCAUCGGCACCUGGCCUCUUCCAUGGAAACUACCCCCCCCUCCAACCGCUAACGUGGGCGCUGCAGUUCAUCUUAGUCAGGGGAUAGCGCACCAAGUCGAGUCCCACUGUGGUUAGGUGGUUUUCGUCAGUAGUCUGCCAUUCGUUCAUGUCGCCGAAAACGCUGUUUACCAAAACAUACAGAAUUGUUCUUUGUGUAGGUCACGUUUGGGACUGUGGUUUCACCAAAUGGAAGCAAAAUAUUUGGGGGAAAUACUUACCUGAUGUUGAUACGAAGCGCCUGCAAAUGUGCGAUUAUGUAGUGGUUCUCAGUUUUAAACUGGGAGGCACCUUCUUAGCGCCAAAUUACACGACUCUGUAUAACUGGUGAGCACACGGUGAGGGCCAGUAUGUGUGUUAUGUUCGGGAAUGUGUGUUGAAAGCAGGGAACGGCGUGUACUUCGCGGAGAAGGGUGACAGACUCCGCUUGUGACGAGUCUGCUUCCUGUUCCUCGCUGGAUCGACUCGCAUGGAGGCGUUUCUCCAGAUGGAUUCAUUUUUAAAUAGAAGUACUGAGGUCACCAUUGCUGCUGCUGGACAUACCUGUGUCGCUAAGGGUGCUGUUGUUGAGGAACUCCUCACUGGAUGGAAACAAACGUUGAGCGCCACGGUUCUCCACGCUGUGUCUUCCGACAGUUUGCCGUAGGACGAGGCGUAGGUCUCAUCUCGGUUAAGGACUCGCCUCCUUGGGACACGUGGGCACGGCCUUAUGCUGGCGGUGAAUUUGCCGCUCGAUGAAUGAAAUCGCACUCCGUCCUCAUCGGGAACAUUCGAGUUUCAAAGAAAAUCGAACGGAGGCAAAUCAAGCUUGGGAAAACGGGAGCAAAGCGCAAAAAUACCUUUUCGUUUUAUGAUCGUGCAUCUUAAUCCAGUUUUGACUGAGCACAACCAUUUAAACGUAGACUUUGAUAGGUGUCCAAACACUUUAAUAGCAGGGUGUCCUGCGAGUUUCAGAAAAAUUGAUCCUUUCCUGCUCAGUCUCAAAUCCUUACAGUUGUAGGAAUCUGCACUUGAGCAGCCGUGUUUCAGACAAACCUGUCAAACAGCGUUUUUCUGAAAACGGCAGGCAGCGGGAAAGAGAGCAGGAAACACGGUAGACUUGAGUGACGUGCGUCUCGGAUGCUAGUCCUGUGUCCCAGAGUCUUUAUUUUUUAGAAUUCGGAUCUAAAUUACGCAUGCGUUUGCUCGCUGUCGGGGAUCCGUGGUCGAGUGCGAUUUGGUGCGUCUUAAGCAGCAUGGUUGGAGGCAAAUGCACAUGCCUCAUCCUAAAUAUUACACUACAAAGCACAGAGCAUGUACGCCGUAGCUCACUGAACCUCACUGUUUCUUUCCACUGAUGUAGCUGUAUCUUUUUUUCCCCAAACACGCAUAUCCUUAGUCUUGCCUUAAAUGAAGUACAAACGAUGACGGAAAGGUAGUUUGAUACUUGCUAUCAAUAUUGUAAAUAGUUAACCGCCUUCAUGCUGUAGUUUUUAUUAGAGCCGGGAAUAAAAAAUGUUGUUUUUGAGUUGCACAAAUGUAGUGCGCCACCUGUUGAAUGGGUGUUGUUACUGCGCUCUGUACCAAGUGUGUCUCAUACUCUUGUACUUUAAGUCUGGUUUUUUUUUAUUUUUUUUAUUUUUUUUUUUUAUUUUAAAAAAAAGCAUGCAACUUAAUCCAAGUGUGGUAUAAUAGUACAUUUCUCUUGAUGCAAAGUGGCUUGGAACUGUGGGAUGGUUUUGAAAGAGGUUGAUUUGUUGUUUAGCUGGCGCUCUUAUAUGAAACAAAUUAACACGCAUGAUCCUAAAUUAUAACUCGGUAUAUACACUGGAGUAAUUCAGGGUAAGUACCUUGCUGAAGGGUACUACAGCAGUAGCAGGAAAUGGGGCUUGAACCAACGACUUUCAGGGUGCAAGUCCAAGUCUUUAAAUGCUGAGCUACCUAUGAAUGAAUGAAUGAAUGACAAUGAGUCAGUGAUCCACAGGUUCUUUACCCAAGCUGUAUCUCUUGUAUGGACUGUUUGGGACUUCUGUGAUUUAUAUAUACGAGCUACAGCACACUACGUAUGUAUAUAUGUAUUAAUUUUUUAGCGGCCGUCAGCAGUUAAAGUGAAACGUCAUCUCCUCAUUUGAUUUGCCCGGCGUUGCCUAGAUGCAGUAUUUCACUCAAAGCCAGGUUCCAGUCACUACAAACUUGCUUUCCUGAGACAAGCCGGUGGUCUAAAUGCCUGGGGAAGUCCCUCUAGUGCUUAAAUAAAGUUUCGGUGCACAAAUAAGAUUAAACGCAAGUGAUCCACAGCACCGUUUUCCAUGUUCCGGUAGAACUGGACUUGGUUUUGCUAAGGCUGCAUCUUCUGAGAGCAGUUAGUCUAAAUAUACUCGACAGUAACAAGGUUGUCCAGCAAGCUCCUUCUCUGACCGCUGACGUGGCCGGAGUCGCUGUGCUCUGCCGAUCGCUUGCUAAAAGGCUGCUGGUGAAAGCUGAAGGAUAAUGACCGGUGGGAGAUGUUUGGCUCAUCUGCCCUACAAUGCAGGACGCAUGUUACCCUUUGUACAGCGAGGGCACUGUGCUCAGAGAUGCAGCAUUUGGUUUGUGCUUCUAACUCUGUGCGCAAAGCAGUAAUUAUCUCCCUUGUAGCGUUUAAUUACCAUAUCAGCUUGAUGUCGUGUGCUCCGGCCUUCUGCGUUGCACUGAAAAGCUGUAAUUUUGCAGUACACGUCAAUAUGUAGUUUCCUAAGGAGGACUUGAAAUAUCUGAUAUGCGAAACCUUCGGUACUCAACUUACCCUUUCAAGACGGAGAGUUUUCUCAGCAGCGCUGUCAGGAAAAGGGAAGAUUUUGAGGCCUCUUAACCAGAGGUGUGCUUGAAGUAAUGGAGCUGUUCAUCAGAUACAAAGCUGAGUGAAACUGUGUGAGCAGAACAUUUCACUUUCUCAGUACUGCUUUUGAGAUCCAUGUCUGUGAGCCCAGGGUUAUUUUUACAGCCUUCUUGCAGCUAAAGAAAAAAAACAUAACUUGGCAUUCUCCUAAUGUUGCUACAAGAUUAUGGUGCUGCUAAGCAACACGGCCAUUUCAACACCUCAGUUGGAUCGACAAUGACCACCACCACCCCCCACUCCACUCUGGCUCUGUCUAUGGACAAAAAUGUAUAAAAGCUUCACAAAAAUGGUUUUUAAACAUGUAUGCUCAUCUUGAACCUGAAAGGAGGGUUGUUGUUCUAGAGUUGCUUUGUUUUGUUUGACUUUGGGGAAAUAAAAUAUGAUGAAAAUACUGUAUUUACUUUUGGAAACAUCAACUUAAAUUUUGUGUAUGUAUG
Scleropages formosus (Asian bonytongue) is the source of this 4317-nucleotide messenger RNA. RefSeq names its product tumor protein p53-inducible protein 11-like. NCBI's taxonomy places the organism in Eukaryota, Metazoa, Chordata, Actinopteri, Osteoglossiformes, Osteoglossidae. The coding region runs from base 302 to 871 and encodes 189 amino acids. The transcript has 8 exons. The record is from RefSeq and is a predicted model, not a curated record.